Molecule: messenger RNA, 2145 nt
Organism: Anopheles stephensi (Asian malaria mosquito)
Lineage: Eukaryota; Metazoa; Arthropoda; Insecta; Diptera; Culicidae
Gene: nAChRbeta2
Product: acetylcholine receptor subunit beta-like 2
Exons: 9
Coding region: 229-1824 (531 amino acids)
Biological process (GO): chemical synaptic transmission; monoatomic ion transmembrane transport; signal transduction
Cellular component (GO): neuron projection; synapse; postsynaptic membrane
Molecular function (GO): acetylcholine-gated monoatomic cation-selective channel activity; transmembrane signaling receptor activity
Source: RefSeq, a predicted model, not a curated record
AUUCUCACCGUCGGACCGUGCACGGGAGUGGACCGUUUUGAUGGUGGAUUUUUUCCUUCCAGCAUCCGUUCGUUUUUCAAUCCCUAGCACCUAGAUAGGCGUGCUCUGGGUGUCACGGGCUAAUAGCAUUCGGCAAACGUGUGAAUUGGAAAGCAAAAUUUUAAGGUGACUGUGAUGAGCAAGUGACUUUGAAGAAACAGGAGUGAUUGACUGUGAGGGAAUUGCGAAAUGAAGCUGAUAUCUACCGAAUUUUGCAUCAAGAUGCUGAAUGCGAAAGUGCUGCUCCUUUGUCUGGUCGCGUCAAGCUCAGCGCAGGCAUCCGUAGCCCAUAUCGAAGCGAACCCGGACGCCAAGCGACUGUACGACGAUUUGCUUAGCAAUUACAAUCGGCUGAUACGGCCAGUGGUUAACAACACGGAAACGUUGACCGUAUGGCUUGGCCUGAAGCUGUCGCAGCUCAUUGAGGUGAGCCUGCGAAAUCAGGUGAUGACCACGAACCUGUGGGUUAAGCAGAAAUGGUUCGACUACAAGCUAAAGUGGGACCCGGAGGAGUACGGCGGUGUGGAGAUGCUGUACGUACCGUCGGAACAGAUCUGGCUGCCCGACAUUGUGCUGUACAACAACUGGGACGGCAACUACGAGGUGACACUCAUGACGAAGGCAACGCUCAAGUACACCGGUGAAGUGUUUUGGGAACCGCCGGCAAUCUACAAAUCUUCCUGCGAGAUGAACGUCGAGUACUUCCCGUACGACGAGCAGACGUGCCUGAUGAAGUUUGGCUCGUGGACGUACAACGGUGCACAGGUGGAGUUGCGUCAUCUGGAUCAGAUCCCUGGCAGCAAUCUCGUGCAGAUUGGGAUUGAUUUGAGUGAAUUCUACCUAUCGGUCGAAUGGGACAUUCUGGAAGUUCCGGCCAGCCGCAAUGAGGAAUACUAUCCUUGCUGUCCAGAACCAUUCUCAGACAUCACGUUCAAGCUGACGAUGAGAAGAAAAACGCUUUUCUACACGGUCAAUCUGAUCAUUCCUUGCGUCGGUAUCACGUUCCUCACGGUGCUGGUCUUCUAUCUGCCAAGCGAUUCGGGCGAGAAGGUCACGCUUUGCAUCUCGAUACUGGUGUCAUUGACUGUGUUCUUUUUGCUGCUGGCCGAAAUCAUCCCUCCGACAUCGCUUGCCGUACCGCUGUUGGGCAAGUAUCUGCUCUUUACGAUGAUCCUUGUAUCGCUAUCAGUAUGGACGACUGUCUGCGUGCUCAACGUCUGGUACAGGAGCACAUCGACACAUAAAAUGUCACCCUUCGUCCGGAGGCUGUUUCUGGAGAUAAUGCCCAAGAUCUUGAUGAUGCGCCGGGCGAAGUACACGCUGCCGGAUUACGACGAUUCAACACCAAGCAAUGGCUACACGAACGAAAUCGAAAUGAGCGUUAGUGAUUUUCCCGGCGAGUUCAAGGAAGGUGGUGACAGUUUCGAUAAUAUAGGAGUUAAUCUUUCGCACGGUUCAGUCGAGGCGGAAAAUGUCAUCCCGAAGCAAUUAUCACCGGAGGUGCUGUCCGCCAUACAGGCGGUAAGAUUUAUUGCCCAACACAUUAAGGAUGCUGAUAAGGAUAAUGAGAUCGUUGAAGACUGGAAGUUCGUCUCGAUGGUGUUGGAUCGAUUCUUCCUGUGGGUGUUUACCAUAUCCUGCAUUUUCGGUACGUUCGGUAUCAUCUUCCAGAGCCCGUCGCUGUACGAUACACGGGCCCCGGUUGACCAGCAGCUGAGCGAAAUACCGCUGCGCAAGAACAAUUUUAUGCUUCCGCCGGACAUAGUACGUAUCACGUUGGAUUAAUAAGCCGUUGCGGGUGCGUUUCUAAGUGUGUGUGUGUGUGUGUUUGCGAUUUUUUGAACACCAUUCAGCGUCACGGCACGUGUGACGGCUACGUUUAAACAGAAAGUUUUUGAAAUGGUUUGUCGCUGCCAUGCGGCAACAGUUGCAAUGGUUAAGAUUUAAAGUGUAGCUACAUUUAUAACGAAACUACUACGAAUACGAACAGCGAAUCGAUAGCAUUUCUUAAUCGAAACUUAACAUUACGGUAACAAGAUACAGCAAAAGGAAAGAAAGCAACUAGUGAAUAAAGCGUAACGAGCACAUGUUUGUACUGGGUUUAAA